Clupea harengus (Atlantic herring) is the source of this 2860-nucleotide messenger RNA. Its product is annotated as coiled-coil and C2 domain-containing protein 1A-like. The coding region runs from base 1017 to 2135 and encodes 372 amino acids. The record is from RefSeq and is a predicted model, not a curated record. Gene Ontology annotation, molecular function: DNA-binding transcription repressor activity, RNA polymerase II-specific. The transcript is spliced from 16 exons. Lineage: Eukaryota; Metazoa; Chordata; Actinopteri; Clupeiformes; Clupeidae.
CUACACCAUUUCUUGGUUCUUCUAGUGUGGUUUUGUAGCUUGUGCAAAAUGAUACAGAACCUUUAGGAAUGGUAUGAACGAGAAUGAACAGGGAUAAUCCACAUCAGUUACCUAUGGUGAAAUGCCUUAACUAAUUAUGGUGAAAAUUAUCUUUCGUUUGCCAGCCCAGCAAAUCACAAUUAAACCCUAAGCAUAAAUACCACGACAGAAAUCGAAAAGAAAGAAUAAAUAAAUUAAAUACGUGGCUGAAUUUACACAUCAUACAUUGUGGUUUGUUAACUCUGUAUUUUCUCUUUAGUAAGCUGAAAAAUAAUGGGAUGUGUUCUAUUAAGAAGAUGGAGGACAGGCUGCAACAGCCCCAUGAGAUGUUUAAGGGCCAAUCGACAGGAGGAAAUGAGGCUACAACAUGUAGGCCUAGGCUACUUUCAUAGAAGUAGUCUAUUUCAGGGAUAUAUAGGCCUGCAGUAUGUGUUUGUUUAGUGUAUAAGCCCAUGCUAAGCACAUUAUGUGUUGGAUAUGCUUCAUGAUGCCUGAUUAGUGUGUGUGUGUGUGUGUAAUUGCUGUAGGGUUUUGGCAAUUCAUGAUAGGACACGCUACACUCUACUUUCAGAUCCAGAAAGAUUAGCACUGCUUUGUAUGAAGGUGUUACUAGUGGAAGAAGAGGAGGGUGGAGAUGAUAAAGAUGAGGAUCUGGAGUCUAACACCGUUCUGCUGGCAGAGUUAAACGAGCUUCUAAAAGAGGAUGGAACAGAAGCCUCCACUCUUCAGACAGAACCAUACACUCUGCCUCCCUCCACCACUGUGCCUUCCACUGGCUCUGAAGGCCUGGAGCUGCUCCUCAUUGGGCGGAUUGAUAUGUACUGUGCAGCCCUUCAGCAACCAGGGACAGCCAAAGCAGCGAGCAGAGCACGCAGAUACAGGAGGGGAUUAAAGCACACACAGAGACCACCCUGCAGGUUCUGAGCAGACUAAAGGAGUACAAACUGGCUGCUGUCCAAGCCAAACAAACAGGGGACAUGGAGCUGGCUAAACGUUACUAUCUGACAGCCAAGAAACUGGAGUCCAUAGCAAAAGCGUUAAAGGAAGGGGACUUUGCUCCAGACAUAAGAUCCAUACCUCCCCCUCCUGGUCAGACACCUCAGCAGUCUGGUCCUGAGGAUCAGCCUCCACUGCUGAGUCAGGACACUUCUCAAGAAGAGGACCAAGCUACCCCCGAGGCCUGCUGGGUAAAGAGCAUCUGUACUGGGCCAGAAACUCCAUGUGAACAGCUGGAGAUCAGAGCGUGUCGGCCCACUGACUGCCCUGCACUGCCUCAGGCUGAAGACACCUACACAUACCUGAUAGAUCUCUUCUUGCAGCAACAGCAGAGAUGCCUCUCCUACUGCCAGCAGUUCAGUCACAUGGGUAACAUUGAGGAGACCACCAGGUUUGAGGAACUUGCAGAAACAAGUGUGCAGCAUGCUGAAGAACUUAGGGAAUCUCAGAGAAGGGGAUAUCCUGUGCCAAAACACCACACAGAGGAGUGCAUCAUCAACACGUUUAAGAUUAACCCUGAUCUUACUGGCAAUGAGUUGGAGUUGAUCAUCGUAAGGGGCAUCAACCUCCCAGCAGUUACAGGAGCCUCUUCAGCUCAUGUAGACACAAUUGUACGCUUUGAGUUUCAGUUCCCAAGUUUGGAAGAAGCUCAAAAGGAUCAAACACGGCCUGUUAAAGACUCAGUUAAUCCAGUCUUUAAUGAACAUUUCAAGCUCUUUGUGAAAAAAGAUCAUCGUGCCUUCAAAAGAGUGAUACUGUCUAAAGGCAUCAAAUUUGAGAUCCUUCACAAGGAGGGCCUGUUCAAGACUGAUAAAGUGGUUGGUAGUGGACAGCUGAAGCUGGACUCCUUAGACACCCAAUGUGAAAUUCGACAACUGAUUGAGGUCAUGAACAGGAGGAAAGCCACAGGAGGCCACGUGGAGGUGCAGGUGAGGGUGCGGGAGCCUCUCGGGGGACCACAGCCCCACACGGUGUCCCAAUGUUGGCUGGUCCUGGACUCCCUCCCCAUCCCUUGGGCUUUGCCUCCCAAAUCCAGGCCCCAGGAGGAUAACACAAGAAAAGCCAGUGGCAGCAGGUCAUCAGCGUGUCUCCUACUCUGAGCAGGGCAGCUUCAGUGAGCCCUCCCCUGGCCUGAAUGAGUCACCUGAUCAGCACUUGCCAGGGAACAAGAGCUAAUCCAGCAGCCAAUCCACCAGUCGUGUUACUCGUCAUGCCGCUAUACCGAAGUAAAACUCUCUGACGUUAUUGCAGCCCUUGCUGGUUAAUGACAGAUCACGGACCAUGGACAUUAGGCUACCUGACCUAAAUAAACUCUCCAAAUGUCAAAUCAUUGGAUAGUCCUACUUGAGUUGAAUGUAUUGAAAUGUUUUUUUUUCUUUGGUUCAAUCUUAUUAGCUCAUAUUUGUAUUAUUAAAGAGAUUGUAAAAGCUUCGUCUUUUCUGAAUUUUUGUCUUUAUGGACAGAAAUGUCUUGUACUCUGAAAGAGUGUUUCUGCUGUUCUGCUUACGGCUGGUGGUGGAACACAUUAGACUUCCUCUCACUAUACAGAAGUAAAAAAGCCCAUGUGUGUCUGCCAUUUUGCCAUGGCUGCCUGCACCAGAGUACUAUAGUACUAUGGGAUACCUUUCACAAAUCUUUUUUUUUUUGGCAUAUAAAAAUGUACCGGAGUGCUCCUAGAUGAUCAAGAGCGAUUGGAUGUGAUAUUGCGUUACCAUGACAGCACACUGUGACACCCCCCACCCUACCCCCUUAGACAACAAAGAAUUAGUGAAAAAUAAUGUUGACCAUCAGGGGAGGAAAAGAGGAGAGAGAGAGACCGUGUACA